This is a messenger RNA of Colletotrichum fioriniae, 1470 nucleotides long. It is a transcript of the gene ssh4, whose product is annotated as Protein ssh4. Gene Ontology annotation, cellular component: endoplasmic reticulum. Gene Ontology annotation, biological process: protein transport to vacuole involved in ubiquitin-dependent protein catabolic process via the multivesicular body sorting pathway. The record is from RefSeq and is a predicted model, not a curated record. NCBI's taxonomy places the organism in Eukaryota, Fungi, Ascomycota, Sordariomycetes, Glomerellales, Glomerellaceae. Gene Ontology annotation, molecular function: protein binding.
AUGGCACCCUCAGCUCCAUCAUCGGCGCUGAACGGCGUUGUCAUCGGAUUACUCUCAUCCUUUGGUUCCGCCGUCCUUAUCGCUCUCAUCUUCCUCGUCAUCUACUUCUUCAGAUACACGGCCAGCGGCCGCAUCUUUCUCGAUCGCAUCGGCCGACCCGGCGAAUACGACGAUGAGCAGGCUUUCGCCCGGGAGGAGGCCGAGGCUCUCGAGUCCAUGGACGAAAUGCAGAGGACCGAGUACCUCAGGGCAAAAGCAUUCAUCCAAGCGAACCCUCCCGAAUCCGUCCAAACCGACAUUUCUCUAUCGCAAUAUCUCGCCAUUCAAGAAAAGGGUGUUUCCGCCUGGGAGUUUGAACCCGAAUUGGAAAUCGCAAACUGUUUCGUCGAAGGCCGCACCGAGAUUGAGUUCUUUGACUCCGAAUGCACUGUCAUGAGCAAUCUGCCGGUGCCCAAGCAAAACGAGGUCUACUAUUGGGAAGCCAAGAUCUACGAUAAGCCCGAAACUACCCUCCUCAGCAUCGGCAUGGCUACCAAACCGUACCCGUUAUUCAGACUACCAGCAUACCUCUCAGCAGGCCAGCGCCGUUGCAACCAGCCAUUUGCCGCAACUCCCUACGGACCCCAGUUCGUUCAGGGCGAUGUCAUCGGCGUUGGUUAUCGUCCCCGGACGGGCACUAUUUUCUUCACCCGCAAUGGUAAGAAGCUGGAAGAUGCCGUUCACGGUGUCAAGUCGCAAAACUUCUUCCCUGCUAUCGGGGCCAACGGGCCCUGUAUUGUCCACGUCAACUUUGGCCAGGCCGGUUUCGUCUUUAUCGAGGCCAACGUGAAGAAAUGGGGCCUUGCCCCGAUGACGGGCAGCCUGGCACCACCGCCACCGUAUGGCUCCGAACAGGGCGAUAUCCUGCUCGAGGCUGGACGCAAGGACGGGUACACGAGUGCUACCGGCGGCGGCGGCGGCGGCGGACAGCAGCGGGGGCACUCCCAGACGCAGUCCUACUCGCAAAGUGGCUUGGGACCUCAACAUGGGCGGACGAGAAGCGGAAACUUCAGAGUACUUCCACCGAGGAGCCCCGGUCCCGUAAGAAGCCCGACUGACAUCUCUCUGACGCACUUUGUGUCCGACGAUGAGGGCGGCGAGCCAAGCAGCAGCAUCAAUCGCGGGCACGAAGGGCAAAGCGUCGUAGGGCUUGGGCUUCAAGACGCCUUGAACCCGCCACCCGAGUAUACGAGCCCCGAUCACUCGGAGGCCGGCAGCCGUCGGAACAGCACAGACAGCGAGAAUACGCCUUUGAUCCGCGUUCUUAAUCGGAGUCGAGGCGCCUCGGCAGCCGCUGCGGCCGGACCAUCGCACCCACCGAUACCCAGCUACACUGAUGCGGUGAGAGCCGGCGCGGGGCGGGAGGGGAACAGCACUCCGCGAUCCAGCAACCGACGCGGCAACCGGUCAAGGUCUCAGAGCGCGCAAUGA